UGUGUACUUCCUGUUGAUUUCGUCCGAGUUGCAUGUGCUGCUGCUGUGCCAUGUUGUGUGUCACAUAAGUAGAUCUAACAGGCUUGUCAUCUGCUCUGCUGCACAAAAGAUCCUGAGGUCUAAUAUUAUAUGAGAAGAUCGUUCACUACUCUACAGUGCGACAGUGUCAGUAACUCCUCAGAUAUUGUGAGUUCCCCAUAGAGAAGGACUCUUGUGUCAGGUUUCAAAAUGGGAAAGAACAAGAACAAGAGGAAAGAUGCUCCAAAUUUUUCCAAGGAGGAAGUUAUGGUAAUGGCUGUGACAGACAUUGUGAAAGAGUUGAUCUUGGCAGACAGAGAGAGGAAGGAUGUGGAUCUCAAUAAACUCAAGACAAAAGUUGCCAGCAAAUACAACAUGGCAAGUCAGCCUCGCCUUGUGGAUAUCAUAGCUGCAGUUCCUCAAGAAUACAAAAAGGUGCUAUUGCCAAAGCUCAAAGCCAAGCCAGUGCGAACAGCCAGUGGUAUAGCUGUUGUUGCUGUGAUGUGCAAACCCCACAGAUGUCCACACAUUGCCAUGACAGGAAAUAUCUGUGUAUAUUGUCCUGGUGGCCCUGACUCAGACUUUGAAUACUCCACACAGUCUUAUACAGGAUAUGAGCCGACAUCCAUGCGAGCCAUUAGAGCAAGAUACAAUCCCUACCUUCAGACAAGACACAGAGUGGAACAGCUCCAGCAACUUGGUCACAGUGUGGACAAGGUUGAGUUUAUUGUGAUGGGGGGAACAUUCAUGAGUUUGCCAGAUGACUACAGGGACUAUUUUAUCAGGAAUUUGCACGAUGCUCUCAGUGGACACACCAGCUCCAGUGUACAAGAGGCAGUCAAGUACUCAGAGAAGAGUGUGACAAAGUGUAUAGGCAUUACCAUUGAAACUCGACCAGAUUAUUGUCUGAAAAAGCAUUUGAGUGAUAUGUUGAAGUACGGCUGCACACGGCUUGAAAUCGGAGUCCAGAGCGUUUAUGAGGAUGUUGCCAGGGACACUAACAGGGGUCAUACUGUGAGUGCUGUGUGUGAGUCUUUUCAGAUGUCUAAAGACGCUGGCUUUAAAGUCGUUUCUCACAUGAUGCCUGAUCUUCCCAACGUGGGCUGGGAGAGAGACAUUGAGCAGUUCAUUGAAUUCUUUGAGAAUCCAGCUUUCAGGGCCGAUGGUUUGAAGAUUUACCCUACACUUGUGAUAAGAGGAACAGGUCUCUAUGAACUGUGGAAGACUGGAAGGUACCGAAGCUAUCCGCCGAGUCAGCUCAUUGAUUUGAUUGCCCGAAUUCUGGCUCUCGUUCCCCCAUGGACAAGGAUUUACAGAGUUCAAAGAGAUAUUCCCAUGCCUUUAGUGUCUAGUGGAGUGGAACACGGAAACCUGCGAGAAUUGGCUCUUGCAAGAAUGAAUGAUUUGGGUACUCAGUGUCGGGACGUAAGGACACGAGAGGUUGGGAUUCAAGAGCUUCACCACAAAGUGAAACCUGAUCAGGCUGAGCUCAUUCGACGGGACUAUGUGGCAAACGGAGGCUGGGAGACUUUUUUGUCUUAUGAGGAUCCAGAACAGGACAUUUUGAUUGGCCUCCUGCGUCUGAGGAAGUGUUCAGCAGACACUUUCCGGCCUGAAUUGAAAGGCGGCUGUUCCAUUGUCCGGGAGCUGCACGUUUAUGGGAGUGUUGUGCCAGUCCACACUAGAGACCCUCGCAAGUUCCAGCAUCAGGGUUUUGGCAUGUUGCUCAUGGAAGAGGCAGAGAGGAUAGCUUUGGAGGAGCACGGCUCAAGGAAGAUUGCUGUCAUCUCAGGUGUGGGCACAAGAAACUACUAUGCAAAGAUUGGCUACGUGUUGGAGGGUCCUUACAUGACCAAGACGUUGUUGUGAUUUUUAAAUGAUCUCUGCUAGUCCUUUGCUGCUGUACUCGUGACUGUUCCAUGUUUCUUUUGAACAAAUGUUUUUAAGAAUUAAUGUAUGAGGUACCCUCUGUUUUCUGUGCUCGUACUCAAACAGAUUUCACACAACACAAGAUUUCAUACUGCUUUUCCCCCUUUACCUGGGUGUACCGUGACCAGAGCUUCAAGGGGUUUUGUGUCAUUCUUACCAAUGAGCAAUACUCUCAGUUCUGGUCUUGCCAUCAGCAGUAGAGUUUUAAUCAGGACCUACCAAGGGUACAUGCAAGCUGUAAGUUUAUGUAAAGUAAAGAGAUUUUAAAAUGAAACCUGUCUCAGUAGAGUAUGGACAAAUAUCAUUUGAAGUAUGACAGCAGCACAAGUAAGCAUUUGUUUUGCCAUGGAAAAAAAGCAAAAUCGAAAAUUUUGUGUAGCAAUCCGAUCUUAUCACGAUGGUGACGAUAUAUUUCAGAAUGAUAGAAUGUGGUUCUCUUGUGGAUUUACCAAACUUUAGGUGCAAUAUAUACUUUGUGGGAAAAUUAAUACCUUGUUGCUGAGAAGUGGGAACUUUGUACAUUACCAUAAAAAGUAGCAAUUGGACACAUGGUAUGUCAAUCUUUUUAUGUUUUGCUUUCAGUCAGUCAUAUGACCUGACUUACACUGUUGAUGUAUUAUCCUGACUCACUUUAAUUUAAUGAAAUUGCCUAUUUGCUAAUGAUGUUGAUUUUGCUGGAAUAUUGGUCUAAUAAAGAAGAAAAAAAGGAUGCAAAUUGGAAUUUGA
Messenger RNA from Aplysia californica (California sea hare), 2673 nucleotides. RefSeq names its product elongator complex protein 3. Gene Ontology annotation, biological process: tRNA wobble base 5-methoxycarbonylmethyl-2-thiouridinylation. Gene Ontology annotation, cellular component: cytoplasm; elongator holoenzyme complex; nucleus. Gene Ontology annotation, molecular function: acyltransferase activity, transferring groups other than amino-acyl groups; iron-sulfur cluster binding. The transcript is spliced from 19 exons. Bases 229 to 1887 code for a protein of 552 amino acids. NCBI's taxonomy places the organism in Eukaryota, Metazoa, Mollusca, Gastropoda, Aplysiida, Aplysiidae. The record is from RefSeq and is a predicted model, not a curated record.